GUUUAUCAGUAAUGUGCCAAGCGGUUUUUCUUCAUUAUUCAGUUUAGUUCUGAUAGCUGCUUUAACUUAUUUUUCUAUAAAUCCAAAAUGUUUGCACGUGUAUACUGUCACAUAAAAGUACAAGUUACAACGAUUAUUACUGUGAAGUGCUCAGCUGUCACCCGUCUCUAUAGCGCCGAAGUCUCCAGCCCGCUCCGCUGAGCGCUGUGGAGGAGCGCGCUUGCGCACUGGGGUCGCGUCAUCAAGGGAAAUCCAGAGUUAACGGCUAACUACGGUGUCGACCGCGCUCGCCUUUUUAAAAGAAACCGAAAACACAAAAUGAGGAUUUAAAACAGCGAACUCUGUUUUAGAUUAACGGUGUUAUUGUGUGUGCGGCUGUUGAGCUGUGCGGGACGGCGCUUGGACCGAUGGACUGCGCUGCCUUGCAGAACUGUGUGCAGGAGUGAGUUGCACGACCCUGCACCGCUGCUUUCCCGCGCGCUGGAAUGCUCCCCCGCUUGCAGCGCCAUUCCCCAUUCUAUGCUAUUGAUGCAACUUUGCACCAGCGCUGACCCCUCCCAAGCGCGGGAAAGGCAGCCCGGGGAUCGCUCAGCGCAGUGUUCUGAAAUACGGACGUUACUCCCUGUGCUUUUAUCACAUCUGAAGACGUGCUGAAAAUAUUUGAAUGGGAAGGUUCAGUAGAUAAAUAAAAAAUAAUACCGAAUAAGAAUUGAAGGCGUUGUUUCUGAAUGAAAAGGGGAUUCCGCUAAACCAGACUCAAACUACAGUCAGUGAAGAUGGACGUCAGCGUCUCCGUGUCGUUCUUUCAAGACGAGCUCGCCUCUACCAUCGAGCACGCAGUGAAAGCGGCUGUAGACACCGUCUUGUGUGAAAUUACUAAAGUUAUCGGCAGCAAAUUCACUCAAUUCCAGAUGGAAAUGGCUGGAAAGGAGAGAGAGAAUGGCAGUCUGAGGCUCAGGUUGGAGAUAUCAGAGAGCGAGUUGAAAGCAGUGCGAGGAUGCAUGAACGCUGCAGAUGCAGACACCAAACAACCUCGAAUAUUUCAAGAUCCCAAAGAGAGUCACGCUAUCCCUGAAUCUGAAGCACAGGAGAGGUCAGAGAUCAAAGAAGUUUACAAACAAGAGGAGUCCUUUGAGCAGGAGCAGUGUGCAAGUCUAAUGCAGAUUACAGAGCCGACACAUGUUAAAGAUGAAGAGGUCCCUCAACAGGAGUGUGUUCCUAUUAAAGAGGAACGUCCUACUGAAAAUAGUGUCUGUACACUUGAGGAGGCGAACCAGCUGGGAUUCAACCUGUGUGAUGAUCCUCCAUCUGAACUGGGAUUUAGAGAUCCCAAAGAGAGUCGCGCUAUCCCUGAAUCUGAAGCACAGGAGAGGUCAGAGAUCAAAGCAGUUUACAAACAAGAGGAGUCCUUUGGCCAGGAGCGGUGUGCAAGUCUAAUGCAGAUUACAGAGCCGACACAUGUUAAAGAUGAAGAGGUCCCUCAACAGGAGUGUGUUCCUAUUAAAGAGGAACGUCCUACUGAAAAUAGUGUCUGUACACUUGAGGAGGCGAACCAGCUGGGAUUCAACCUGUGUGAUGAUCCUCCAUCUGAACUGGGAUUUAGAGAUACCAAAGAGAGUCGCGCUAUCCCUGAAUCUGAAGCACAGGAGAGGUCAGAGAUCAAAGCAGUUUACAAACAAGAGGAGUCCUUUGAGCAGGAGUGGUGUGCAAAUCUAAUGCAGAUUACAGAGCCGACACAUGUUAAAGAUGAAGAGGUCCCUCAACAGGAAUGUGUUCCUAUUAAAGAGGAAUGUCCUACUGAAAAUAGUGUCUGUACACUUGAGGAGGCGAACCAGCUGGGAUUCAACCUGUGUGAUGAUCCUCCAUCUGAACUGGGAUUUAGAGCUUCUAAAGGAGAACACGACUCCACUCCAUCACUCCAGAGCAAAAACUCUUCUAGUGGCAAACCACAGCACAAGAAAAUCAGAAAGAUGACACCCCAAGAACAUGUGAAGACAUUGGGAUCUCGCUCAGUUAAAAUCCCUUCUUUACAAGACAGACAACCACUUACUGUGAAGAGUACAGAGCCGACACAUUCUGUAUGUUUUAACAGUUCUGAAACCCAGGGCAACUUGAAGACCUUGCCUCAUUCUGUUGAAGGUGGGAAGAGUUCCUGUCAAUUAGACUCUCCUGAAACUCACAUGGGAAAUCUCACAGGAGGGACUUCAUUGCCCUGUGCUGAGUAUGGGAUGAGUUUCACACAGUUAGGAAAUCUUCAAUUGCACCAGCGCAUUCACACAGGAGAGAAAUGUCAUCAGUGUUCUCAAUGUGGGAAGAGAUUCAGCCGUUUAUCAAAGCUUAUAAUCCACCAGCGCAUUCACACAGGAGAGAAACGUCAUCAGUGUGCUGAAUGUGGGAAGAGAUUCAGCCGUUUAUCAAAGCUUAUAAUCCACCAGCGCAUUCACACAGGAGAGAAACGUCAUCAGUGUUCUGAAUGUGGGAAGAGAUUCAGCCGUUUAUCAAAGCUUAUAAUCCACCAGCGCAUUCACACAGGAGAGAAACGUCAUCAGUGUGCUGAAUGUGGGAAGAGAUUCAGCCGUUUAUCAAAGUUUAUAAUCCACCAGCGCAUUCACACAGGAGAGAAACGUCAUCAGUGUGCUGAAUGUGGGAAGAGAUUCAGCCGUUUAUCAAAGCUUAUAAUCCACCAGCGCAUUCACAAAGGAGAGAAACGUCAUCAGUGUUCUGAAUGUGGGAAGAGAUUCAGCCGUUUAUCAAAGCUUAUAAUCCACCAGCGCAUUCACACAGGAGAGAAACGUCAUCAGUGUUCUCAAUGUGGGAAGAGAUUCAGUGAUUUUUCAUACUUUAAAAUCCACCAGCGUGUUCACACAGGAGAGAAACCUUAUCACUGCUCUGAUUGUGGGAAGAGAUUCAAUCAGUUAGGUGGCCUUAAAAGACACCUGCGUGUUCACACAGGAGAGAAACCUUAUCACUGCUCUGAGUGUGGGAAGAGAUUCAGUCAGUUAGGUGAUCUUAAAAGACACCUGCGUGUUCACACAGGAGAGAAACCUUAUCACUGCUCUGAGUGUGGGAAGAGUUUCACAAGGUUAGGAUAUCUUCAAUCACACCAGCACAGUCACACAGGAGAGAAACCUUAUCACUGCACUGAGUGUGGGAAGAGCUUCAGUGAUUCUUCUUACUUUAAAAUACACCAGCGUGUUCACACAGGUGAGAAACCUUAUCACUGCACUGAUUGUGGGAAGAGAUUCAAUCAGUUAGGUGGCCUUAAAAGACACCUGCGUGUUCACACAGGAGAGAAACCUUAUCACUGCUCUGAGUGUGGGAAGAGAUUCAGUCAGUUAGGUGACCUUAAAAGACACCAGCGUGUUCACACAGGCGAGAAACCUUAUCACUGCACUCAGUGUGGGAAGAGCUUCACAUGGUUAGGAAGUCUUCAAUCACACCAGCGCAGUCACACAGAAACCUUAUCACUGCUGAAUGUGGAAAACUUUCAGUCGUUUUGCAAACCUUGAAAGACACCAUAACACUUGCGCAUGUGUAUCCCGAUCCCUGCUCUCAAUAUGGGAAGAAGUUCAGUCAGUUGCAGGCUCUUGAAGGACACAAGAAAAUGAUCAGCAUUUCAGACACUUGAGGACACCAAAGCAACAUUGAUAAAUAGGGUCACCCCUAAUCACAGCGACUUCAGAUCACAAACUUACUCUCGCGGAUGGAAGAUGUGAACGACUGCAUCUUGUUGGACAGUUCAUCAUCUUGUUGACCAUUGUGAUUUUGUUACGUCACAUUAGUAAUGCUAGUAAAUAGAUUGUAAAUACGUCUGCAAGGUUCCACUUUUCUCCCAUGUAUUGCUUAGUCUCCUAGUUUCAAUAUUAAGAUCCCCAGUUCUUUCAAGGCAGUACUAAGCUUUGGUUAAUACUGAUCUUCAUGAUUCUAACAUAGUUUUUGUGUUAAAAAAUGCUCAGUCUGAAUUCUAAGGUUUUAUUUUUAUGUAAAGAAAUGAUGACAAAUGUUUUUUGUUUUCUGAGUGCUUUUGUGUUCACCUCUGUACAGAACUGUUUGUAAUGUUUUCCUCCCGGGAUACUCCUGUUCAGCCCAUUCAGGGACAGGGAUUGAACGGCUGUUCUUUGACUCUUUAACUGUAUUUCAGUCAGUUGUAUUGUCCGCCUUUUUUUGAUUUAGCCAAGCUAGUUUUCUAUUUUGCUUUAAUGGCUGUAGGCCUAUUCAAAAUAAAACACUUAUGUUGCUAGAAAAUCAAAGUUAGCUGGGAAAUGAUAAAUGAAAGUUUUAUUUUAGUCAGUUUUAUUGUCCUUGUUGCUUUCACAGGACAGCAUAUGUUCAGCUACCAAGUCCUGUAAAGAUUUCAAUAAAGUCUGAGUUUGUUUGUUCA
Molecule: messenger RNA, 4381 nt
Organism: Acipenser ruthenus (sterlet)
Lineage: Eukaryota; Metazoa; Chordata; Actinopteri; Acipenseriformes; Acipenseridae
Product: zinc finger protein 436-like
Exons: 5
Coding region: 777-3509 (910 amino acids)
Biological process (GO): regulation of transcription by RNA polymerase II
Molecular function (GO): DNA-binding transcription factor activity, RNA polymerase II-specific; RNA polymerase II cis-regulatory region sequence-specific DNA binding
Source: RefSeq, a predicted model, not a curated record